Canis lupus familiaris (dog) is the source of this 3321-nucleotide messenger RNA. RefSeq names its product sterile alpha motif domain containing 14 (gene SAMD14). The record is from RefSeq and is a predicted model, not a curated record. NCBI's taxonomy places the organism in Eukaryota, Metazoa, Chordata, Mammalia, Carnivora, Canidae. Gene Ontology annotation, cellular component: postsynaptic density; dendrite; cytoplasm. Gene Ontology annotation, biological process: actin filament organization; calcium-mediated signaling; neuron projection development. The transcript is spliced from 10 exons. Gene Ontology annotation, molecular function: actin filament binding. The coding region runs from base 490 to 1743 and encodes 417 amino acids.
GGACGCGACGCGACGCGUGUCUGCCUGCCCGGCUGGGGGCCUGCGUCCCGCGGGCCGGAGGGCGGCGGGGCGGGGAGGUAGUUCCCUCCCUCUCCCCCUCUCCCUCCCUUCUGCCUCCUCCCUCGCUCACACGCACACACAAACACGCACACACACACGCGCGCACACACACGCGCACACGCGUACACGCGCGCGCGCACGGAGCAUCCUCCCGUCAGGGCUCUGGUCCAGCCCCGCCCGCGCCUCCCGGUCCCCGCAAACCCUCUCCUCCUCUCCCGCUCUCCUCAUCGCCUCCGGCUCCCGGACCCUCCGCGCCCGCGCCCGCCCCUCUCCCGGGAUGGAGCGGCUCGAGCCCGCCCGCAGCCCCCCGCGGCCGGGGUGACGGCCCCCGCCCCUCCCCGCCUGGCGCGCGCCGCGAGCACCAUGGGCCCGAGGGGCUCCCGCGGCGCCCGACGCUGAAGAUGACUGAUGCUGGAGCUCUCUUGAGUCAUGGCUUCUUCAAAGCUACGAGAACCUGCGGAUGAGGUUUUUGACCUGGACUUGGCUGUGCCAGAGACCGUCAGACUGGACAGCAGUUUACACAAGGCCCGAGCCCAACUCCUGGCCAAGGGCCGGAGACACCGGCCCUCCCGCUCCAGGCUUCGGGACAGUGCCAGCUCUGCAGAGGACGGCGAGGGCUCCGAUGGGCCCGGAGGCAAGGUGACCGACGGCUGCGGGAGCCCCCUGCACCGGCUGCGCUCGCCUCUGCACUCGGGCCCCGGGUCUCCGGCCGGGGGCUCCUUCUGCCUGGAGCCUCCGGGCUUGCGGCGCAGCCUGGACGAGGACGAGCCCCCGCCGUCGCCGCUCACACGCUACCGGCCCCUGCACAACGCCGCCUCGCACGAGGGCCUGGCCGCCGCCUCCUGCUCGCCCCCGCGCUCCGCGCCCUCCUCGGACAGCUCGCCCAGCUUCGUGCGCCGCCACCCGCGAGCGGAGCCGCACAGCGAAGAUGACAGCCGGGAUGCCAGCCCACCGGAGCCUGCCAGCCCCACCAUCGGCCUGGAUAAGAAGACUCGCCGAAAGUUCCUGGACCUGGGGGUCACCUUACGCCGAGCAUCCACUAGCAAGAGCCGGAAGGACAAGGGCAGCAACCGUUUAUCCAUGGGCAGCAGGGAGUCAGUGGAGGGGUCUGGCAGGUCAGGGGGCUCCCCGUUCCUGCCCUUUUCCUGGUUCACUGACAGCGGCAAGGGCUCGGCAUCCUCUGGCAGCACCACCUCCCCCACGUGCUCCCCAAAACACGAGGGCUUCAGCCCUAAGAAGUCAGCUUCUCAGGAAUCCACCCUGAGCGAUGACUCCACACCCCCUAGCAGCAGCCCCAAGAUCCCAAGUGGUCCCCGGCAGGAGACCAAGUGUUCCUACCCCUACCACACGCUGUCCCAGUCUUCAGAUGAGUUCCUGGAUGAACCUCUCCCCACUGUCCACCACUGGACCAGCCAGCAGGUGGGCCAGUGGCUGCACAGCCUCAACCUGGAGCAGUAUGCCGCAGAGUUUGCUGCGCGGCAGGUGGACGGGCCCCAGCUCCUGCAGCUGGAUGGGAGCAAACUGAAGAGCCUGGGGCUCAGCAACUCGCAUGACCGGGCGCUAGUGAAGCGGAAGGUGAAGGAGCUGGCGGCCGCCGCUGAGAAGGAGCGCAAGGCCCAGGAGAAGGCUGCACGGCAGCGUGAGAAGCUCCGGUGCAGGGAGCAGGAGGCCAAGAAGAGCUAGGGGAGGGCGGGGGGCAGGCACUGGCACCCAGGCGCUGGUGGCCGCCGGGCUCGGUGGGCAAAGGCCUCAGCGGGAGGCAGGGCCUGGGCACCAAGCUUGGGCUAGCCGGGCCCCACUCAGGGGGGACAUGCCCUCUCUCACCCUGUCGCUCUGUCUGGGCCCAGAUCCCCCAGAAAGGGAGACCCCAGGAGAGGCCCAGUAAUAAAUCCAGUUUUAAGGACUUGUUUGGCACAGAGUUCCUAGGGGAACUGGCAGGUGAUGGGCAGAGGAUGGAGAGGCCAGGGCUGAAGCAAGUCCGGGAACCCUGAGGCACCUGGGUCAGUCUGACCCUCUACCCUCAGGCCACCGCGGCGCUGGCCGGCAAGGAGUAGGACACCUGCCUGCCUGCCUUCCAGAGGUCCUGAGAUGGGGCAGGGUCCCAGGGCCUAGAGAGAUAGGAAGCCUCUCAGCAAGGGUGGGUGGAUGGAGUGGUUUCUCUCUGGCUCUCCAAGGUGGCUGCGUGCUGAGAGAGCGCUCUUGUGCUCCCAAGGGAGGCUGGCAGGCACCACGGCAACUUGCACUCAGGGUAGACUCUGGCCUGCACUCAGCAGGAGAGGAGAGAGGGCGGCACGGUCAUCCCAUGAAAUCUUUGCCAGGACUUGAGGAGCAGGAAGGGCGGAUGAAAACCGCCUCCUUCCCCUUCCCUGUCCUGUGGGUCCCAAUGGUGAGAUGACAUCCAUACAGGUCCGCCCCUCCUGGGAUCCGCCCAAGGCCUGGUCUUUGACCUGCAUUCUAACAUAGGACCCACUUCUGUUCACCCUCAGAGGACAGCUGAGAGCCCUCUCUGGGGACAGAGCAAACUCGGGAGCUGGGGGUGACAGAGGACACCCCCGCCAAUACCUAGGUGGCACUGAAUGGGUGAAUUCUCACCCCCUGCCUGGUAGAGGGGUAAAAUCUGGGAAUUCCCCUGGAAUUUCCUGGAAGGGUUCAUCAGCCUUCCCCCAUCGGCUCUGGUCCCUGUUGGGGCCUCAGUGGGUUCCAGAACUGACAGACAGUGCGGGUGUGGUUUCCCUGGGCCACAAGGAAGGGUGAGGCCAGGCCCCUGGGUGGGGGACGCAUCUAUCCCAGGAGCCCAGGGACGACAUCUAUCCUUAUGAGGAGGGAGUGUUCAGGUGCAGACUGGCCAGCCAGCUGGCCUAGCUUCUGGAGGAUGGGCCAGUUAUCAGUGUGGCUGGGGGCCCUCUACUUAGAAGUCCCCCUCCCCCUCCACCUGUCUGGAGUGGUGGACAGGACCCAAUGCAUGCCAACCUUCCUCAUUCCCGCUCAGGGGCUGUGGCUUCAAGGCCAUCCCUGCUGUGAUCAGGGCCCUGUCCCUGGGACUUGGUCCUUUACCCCCCUCUGCUGUGUGGGGAGAAGAGCUUCAGAGGAAACUGAGAUAAUGGGGCACCAGCACCAUCUGGGCCUGCUGGAGGAGCUGGUGAGGAGGCUAGAAGGCACCCAGGCCUUUGAAACUAUCAGGAGCUAUAUGGGUGCCCACCUGCAUGUGAAGGGGGGGCAGUACUCAACUUAUUUCAAUAAACACUUAUGAUGUGCCAGUGA